UCGCGACUCAUUAAAAAAAAUUAAAUAUUAGUUUAUAAAAUAAAUAAAUGGCGCCGUUUAAGCGUAUGCGCCAGCCCAAAAUCACGACACAGGCGUUGCUGGAAUUUGAUCUGGGCGAGAGCUCAUCUGACAGCGAUUUUUUGCCGGAUAUUGAUAACUGUUCAGAUGGUUCAAAGGAUGAGAGCGAUGGCGAUGGCGGCAGCAGUGAUGAAAGCAGCAGCAGUGACAGCGACUCAGAUGCCGACAGCGAUGCCCAAAGUGAAGACUCAACGCUUCAGUUGCGCCAAUUGCUGGCAGAUAAUAAUGGUAAUCAGGAGGAGGUAGCGCAGACAGCAUUAGCUGUGGUGCCGGCACAGCCGCGCCUUAAUGGAUAUAACGGUGAGUGUACUGCGCCGGCGAAGCGCAUGUGCUGCGUCUGCCUUGGUGAGCGCAGCGACGAUGUAAAUGAGAUUGUAGAGUGCGACGCUUGCGGCGUAUCCGUACAUGAGGGCUGCUAUGGCGUGAGCGAUAACGUAAGCAUCUCCAGCACCAACUCAACCUGCUCCACGGAGCCCUGGUUCUGUGAGGCUUGUCGUGCCGGUGUCUCCGAACCAGACUGCGAGCUCUGUCCCAACAAAGGCGGCAUUUACAAGGAAACGGAUGUGGGCAAGUGGGUUCAUCUCAUAUGCGCGCUUUACGUACCAGGCGUGGCCUUUGGCGAGGUGGAACAAUUGAGCUCGGUAACGCUCUUUGAAAUGCAGUACAGCAAAUGGGGUGGCAAGCUCUGCUCGCUAUGCGACAACUCACUCUUUGCGCGCACCGGCGUCUGCAUUGGCUGCGAUGCGGGCAUGUGCAAGACUUACUUCCAUGUGACCUGCGCACAAGUGGCCGGUUAUCUGAUAGAAGCGCAUGAGGAUGAUGCGGCAGAUCCAUUCUAUGCCCACUGCAAGGUGCACUCUGAGAAGGAAAUGAUAAAGAAACGUCGACGCAACUAUCACACACUGCGUCUCAAUAUGCUGCAGCAGGCCAAGCAGCGCUCACAGCAACAACAGCAAACUAGCGACGCACGUCCAAAUCCCGCACAGGCGCGCAUACAACGCAAAUUGCUAAAGAUACAGCAAAAGUAUGCGCAGCAUAAGCAAAUGAAGCCUGCACCCUGGGUGCCCACACAGAAGAUGUCACGCCUGCUGACUAGCUCCGCCUCUGCCUGCCGUCGUCUGCUAGACAAAGCAGAGUUUAUGGCUGUAGAUGUAGAGCAGCUCGAACAGCGGGAGGCGCACAUACAAGCCUUGCAGGACAUACGCAAAAAAUGGCAUAUAGCGCCUGCUUUUAGCGUUGAAUUUACUGCCUACUAUUUGGAUCGCAUAGCACGCAUCUCGGACUUCAAGCAGCAGCAGCAGCAGCUGAUACGUGAGAACGCGCAGUUGAGUCAGCAGCAGGAUGAGCUUCGUGCACAGUACGAUGCUGCAUUGGAGCAACGCAAGCAGCUCAAGUCUAACAAGGACAAUCUAAGCCAGUUGCUUAAUACACUGCACAGUGCUCUGACACAACUCUGUCCUGUAUUGAGUUUGCCAACAUUGGAGGCAAUAGCACGUCCGCUGCCGGAGCCACAGCUUAAGAUAGCCACACCACCGCAACGCCCCAUAUCGGUGCCCACAGCGGCAGCGCUGAAAAUGGGCGUGGGUUUUCCUUUGUCGCAUCUGACUGGCAGCAAACUGGACAACUCGCGCUUACUUAGCACUCAACAGCAGCAGCAACAACAGCCUCCAAGCAGUGGCAAAGGUGCCGCCUCCAUUGCACCCUCCUUUAACUGCGGCAUUUGUAAGCGCCACAAUGAUCAGCAUUUGCUUGUCAAGUGCGACACCUGCAAUUUGCACUAUCAUCUUGGUUGCCUCAAUCCGCCGCUCACACGUCCGCCCAAGAAAUCCAAACAGUAUGGCUGGCAGUGCUCCGAGUGCUGCGAUAAAUCUGAUGUCUCCGAUGCUGUCACAGAAAUUUCACCUGGUCCACGCAAAUCACGCACACGCUUCAACAAGGAUGGACACUUGGUCUAUGUGGAUCGUUAUUCGCUGGACGAGUUGCCCAAGGAAGUAACGCCUGCCAAGCGUGCGCUCAAUAAAUCUCUGCCUGUUGCCACUGAUGCUGUGGAGGAUCUCACCAAGUCACCCAAACGUGCCAAGCUGCAGUCGCCACGCAAAACUCCUAUCAAUGUACAACUAACCACGCCCACAGCUGAACUGCUAGCCACGCCCACUGCAGCAGCUACCACCUUGCGAAGCAACUCGCAUGUUUCUGGCUGUGAGGAUUCCAUAGAUGACUGCACCGGCAAACAAUCCUCACGCAAAGGCAAACGCAAGGAUAAGCAUAAAAACAAACACAAUUUGUCUUCGGAUACCGAAAAAUCCUUCAGCAAAGAGCAUAAGCGCAAGCGUAAGAAGCGUGCACAUGGAGAAGAUACAACGCCGGAUGCAGGGACCGGCAGCACCAUUAAGAUUAUUUUCAAGACACUGCGCUUGCCAGGCGAGGAUGCACCAGAGUCACGUAGCUUCUAUGUGCCCGCCAAUGCAGUGCGUUCCGUAGAUGAGGCCUCUAGGCCCACAUCCGUAGAGACUGUGGAGGAGAUAACCCAGCCCGAGGUGAUUGUUAAUAUGCCCGAGGAGGUCAUCCCUACGCCGCAGCGGCCACAAAAAGAGACAGCGUCACCACAGCGUAAGGUUAGUCCGCGCAAGACAACGCCACGCAAGCAGCGUCCCGGAAGACCGCGUAUCUCCGCUCCCAAGGUGACUAUCGAGAUCAACUGCUGCGUCUGCAGCCAGAGCGGCAAGGCCAACCAGGUUGUAACCUGCGAUGUUUGCCACAAGCAUUAUCAUUUUUCCUGCCUCGAUCCGCCACUCAAGAAGUCACCCAAAAUACGUGGCUACUCCUGGCAUUGUGCCGAUUGUGAUCCCACGGACGAGGAGGCGCUUCCCAGAAAGGGAAAAUAAUUUAGUCUGUAAUAUUUGACAUAUUUGUCAUAAGAUUUUUAUACUUUUCCAUAAGUUUAUACUAUAUACCAUCUUGGCUCCUUUACCUAUUAUUAUC
Drosophila busckii is the source of this 3060-nucleotide messenger RNA. RefSeq names its product PHD finger protein 14. The coding region runs from base 48 to 2963 and encodes 971 amino acids. NCBI's taxonomy places the organism in Eukaryota, Metazoa, Arthropoda, Insecta, Diptera, Drosophilidae. The record is from RefSeq and is a predicted model, not a curated record. Gene Ontology annotation, biological process: regulation of transcription by RNA polymerase II. The transcript is spliced from 3 exons.